Messenger RNA from Microthlaspi erraticum, 918 nucleotides. Lineage: Eukaryota; Viridiplantae; Streptophyta; Magnoliopsida; Brassicales; Brassicaceae. The record is from the annotation of a GenBank genome assembly.
AUGGACUUGUCUGUACUUGAAAGGCUUAAAUGGCUGCAACAGCAGCAAAUGGUUUCACCUGAGUUUCUUCAGAUACUUGGCUCGGAUGGGAGAGAAGAGCUCAAAAGGGUUGAGAGUUAUUUGGGAAACAACAAUGAUGAGUUGCAGAGUUUCAGACCUUUCCCAGAAUUCGGACCGGACUAUGAUACCAUUGAUGGCUGCAUUUCCAGGACAAGCAGCUUCCAAAUGGAACCAGUGAAGAACAAUGAAGAUAACAGACGCGUUGCCUUGCAGAACAAGCGAAAACCAGAGGGAAAGACAGAAAAGAGAGAGAAGAAGAAGAUCAAAGCAGAGGAUGAAACAGAGUCAAGCAUGAAAGGAAAAUCAAACAUGAGCAACACAGAGACAUCCUCAGAGAUUCAGAAACCAGAUUACAUCCAUGUGAGAGCUAGACGAGGUGAAGCCACCGACAGACAUAGCUUAGCAGAAAGGGCAAGGAGAGAAAAGAUAAGCAAGAAGAUGAAAUGUCUUCAAGAUAUAGUUCCUGGAUGCAGCAAAGUUACUGGAAAAGCAGGUAUGCUUGAUGAGAUCAUCAACUAUGUCCAAUCUCUGCAACAACAAGUCGAGUUCUUGUCGAUGAAGCUCUCUGUCUUAAACCCAGAUCUUGAGUUUCAUAUCAAUGAAUUAUCCACAAAACAGCUUCAGGCUCACUUCACAGAUCUUCCAGAAGCUGUCUCGAAGCAGUCAAUGAUGGCGGCGGAUCUACGGUCUUUUCCAUUACAUCAUCAAGGAUCUCUAGAUUACUCAGUCAUUAACUCAAACCAAAUCACACCUCUCGGCGCUAAAAAACAGACAUCUUCAAGCUGGGAAACUCACUCACAGUAUCUUUACAACAGCUUGACAACCGAUUCUGCUUCCAAUUUCUUCAGCCUCAAGUAA